AUGAGCACGAGUAGCAUUCUUGUUGCUAACACUUCUCUCCUUUCCUCCAUUUCCAUGACCAUGGCAGAACAGACAGUUUACCCUAUUGCCUCUGCUGUAACCGGGGAGCUCACCAGCAGAGUGUUCUCAGGGCUGAUACAGAUGUUCGGUAAGGAGGCAGCUGCCGGUGAGAAGCUGCAGCGGCUGGAGAUGCUGCUAAUCAAGAUCCACAGUGCGAUUGAGGCGUCCGAGAAACUCACCAUCGAGAAUUUGUGGCUCGUUCGAUGGCGCGACAAGCUAAAGGAAGCAGCCUCACAAGGCGACGAGGUGCUUGCCAGCUUCAUACGAAAGGCAGAAGACGCUGAAGCCACAAGGAGCAUUGACACCAACCAGCAGCAAGGCUCAUCCUCUUCUUCUAGUGCUGCUUCUGCUAGAGCUACAGGUGCUCUGUCUUUCACAAGUAAAUCUAUGUUGGGCAUGGCGCAGGGCAUCCGUGACGCAACCCAAGUACUGUUUUCGAAUGAUGAAGACAUGGAAAAGCUGAGCAAAACACUGGACAUGUUAGAACACCUCUCCGAAGACAUCAGAGAGUUCAUAAGAUUGUUUCAGCUUGAGGACUGGGCAAAGGCAGAUCUAAAAUCUACCGAGAGUAUGGAGACUCCAACAACAGAGCAUAGACCAAGAAAAAAGAUGAGGAUCACAAGAAAUUCAGGGUGCAGAUUAUUUGGCCUCAAAUUAGAUGAGGAAGACACAACAAUUUCAGCUCCGUGCGUGGAGGAUGUGGUAGUGAACAAAUUGAUCAAUCUUUCGAUCAAUGAAAUGGCAGUUAUCCAGAAGGAACAGUGUGAAAUGCUCCUUGACAAGCUUGAGGAAGGGUUUGCCAAUAUCUGCAAGACCGUCGAGCUAGCAGAUAGCCACGACCUUGGGGACAUGAAGUGGCUUGCAUACUGGGCUGACAUCCUAAGGGAGGCCAAGAUAAAAGGCUGUGUCGUUCUUGGCACCAUCAGUGCUCGCAAAACACUAAGGGCCAAAGAUAACGAGCCAAUGGUGAAAUGUGAUCAAGAUCAAGAGAGAGAUCAAUUCAGCAGUUUCGUGCAUAGCAUGGAGGGCUUAGCCAGGGAUGUGGAAUGCUUCGGCAAAUUGGUAUACAUGUGUUCAUGA
Messenger RNA from Triticum turgidum subsp. durum (durum wheat), 1140 nucleotides. The record is from the annotation of a GenBank genome assembly. Lineage: Eukaryota; Viridiplantae; Streptophyta; Magnoliopsida; Poales; Poaceae.